AUGAACAACAGAGCACAUCUCGGCCUACGCUCACUCACUCGUUCACUAGCAACAGCAUCAUCACAGUCGGCCCUCGCAGCUCGCCGUCUUCCAUCCCACAUCCCCCUUGCGCCAAAGUCGAUUCGUCGCGGGUGCUCUUCCCACAACACUCCCCCUCCUCCCUCCACACCAGCCGCCACCACCGUCGCUGCCGAUUCCACCAAUACCGGCGCUCCCCAGUCCUUUGUCUCCACCAUGGCCUCGUACCUCCAGCAGUCCCAUGACAAGAUCUUCACCCAGAAUAAGAAGUGGGCCGAGGCGCAGCUUGCAAAGGACCCCGACUUUUUCAAGAACCUCGCCGCCGGCCAGAACCCCGAGUACCUGUGGAUUGGAUGCUCAGACUCGCGCAUGCCUGCGGAGAUCAUCACUGGACUCGACCCCGGAGAGGCCUUCAUCCACAGGAACAUUGCGAACAUGGUCAACAACCUCGACCUCAACGCCAUGUCGGUCCUCAACUACGCCGUCCGUCACCUCAAGGUGAAGCACAUUGUCGUUUGCGGCCACUACGGCUGUGGCGGUAUCCAGGCCGCGAUGACGCCCAAGGAUCUGGGUAUCUUGAACCCCUGGCUGCGUAACGUUCGUGACGUCUACCGCCUUCACGAGAAGGAGCUGGACGCCAUCGAGGACGAGGAGAGGCGCCUCGAGCGCCUGGUCGAGCUCAACGUCGAGGAGCAGUGCCGCAACGUCAUCAAGACGGCUGCCGUCCAGCAGAGCUACGCCGAGAACCACUACCCAAUCGUCCACGGAUGGGUGUUUGACUUCCGCACCGGCCUGCUCAAGGACCUCGAAAUCGACUACACAAAGGUCCUUGGCAACAUUCAAAAGAUUUACAACCUCACCGAAUAG
Messenger RNA from Apiotrichum porosum, 885 nucleotides. RefSeq lists its product as uncharacterized. Gene Ontology annotation, biological process: cellular response to carbon dioxide; cellular response to oxidative stress; carbon utilization. Lineage: Eukaryota; Fungi; Basidiomycota; Tremellomycetes; Trichosporonales; Trichosporonaceae. Gene Ontology annotation, cellular component: cytoplasm. Bases 1 to 885 code for a protein of 294 amino acids. Gene Ontology annotation, molecular function: carbonate dehydratase activity; zinc ion binding. The record is from RefSeq and is a predicted model, not a curated record. The transcript has a single exon.